AUGGCAAGUAGCAGCACUACUGUUAUUGUAUCCGGUCAUAAUGGCCAAUGGGAAUGGGAAGGUGACAAAGGUAUUUGGCAACAAUAUGAAAUUAGUAUUCAACAGGAAAUAUCUCAAGCAUUCGAUGCUGGAAACAAAGAAGUUGAUAUUAAAGUAUCUGAUGAGAUGAGUAUGACAAUUAAAUUUGACGAUAUGGUACAAGUAAAUAAGAAAACAAAAUUUAUGCGUCGGAUUCGUGUUUGCCUUGAAUUGAAAGAUGAAAAUGGAUUCUAUGGUUAUGAAUGGCAAGAUCAAAAUAAGAAAUGGGAAGCCUAUUCGGUUGAUGUUAUGAUUAAAAUUGCUGAUGCAAUUGUUGCUGAUCAAACAAGUUUAUCCGUUACUUGUCAAAAUCGAUCCUAUGAUAUUGAUCUGAAGAAAUUAAUUCAAACAAAUACAAGCACUAAAGUCACUCGAAAAAUCCAUCGCGUUAAAUCAAUGGCGAAAAUACCAUCGACUAUUCCAAAAACAUCGACCAAACGUACAUUAGAAAACGAUGAAGAACCCAGUGAAAGUACGCCUAAAAAACGUGCAGUAUCAGCAUCAUCUGGCUCAGAGAAAAGCUCGGUACGAACAGUAACAACAAUAGCCGGACAAGCCCCUGUUGAUGCUGAAUGUAAAAAUCUACUGGGAAAAGCUCAUGUUUAUACCGAAAAUAAAGAUAUAUUUGAUUGUAUGCUAAAUCAAACAAAUAUUGGAAAUAAUAAUAAUAAAUUUUAUUUGAUUCAACUUCUCGAAGAUAACAAGAGUAAAAGUUAUCAUGUUUGGUUACGUUGGGGUCGUGUGGGUUAUACCGGACAAGUAUCUUUGGAAAACUUCGGCGCAGAUUUAGCCAAUGCCAAACGAUGCUUCUGUCAAAAAUUCAGUGAGAAAACAAAAAAUGACUUUUAUCAUCGUGAUACAUUUACGAAAUAUUCCGGAAAAUAUGAUUAUGUUAAACUUGAUUAUAAUCCGACGACUUCUAAAACUAGCGAUGAAAGUGAAGAAAACAAGAAAAAACGUGAAGCAGCUCUCGAAGAACUUAAAAGUCGGCCCAUACCAGAAUCGAAACUUGACAAACGCGUUCAAGAUCUGAUUGAAUUAGUUUGUAAUAUACGUUUAAUGGAAGAAGCACUACUCGAAAUGAAAUUCGAUGCCAAAAAGAAUCCUCUUGGUAAACUUAGUUCUGUACAAAUUAAAGCUGGCUAUGCCGCAUUAAAAGAGAUCGAAUCUUUUAUCGAUACAAAUAAUUUCAAUGCGGCUUUUGUCGAAGCCAAUAAUACGUAUUAUACAAGAAUUCCACAUGAAUUCGGUCGACAUACUCCACCGUUAAUAAAAACAAGUAAACAAAUAAAACACGAAAUGGAAUUACUCGAAGCACUUGACGAUAUUGAAGUUGUAUUUAAUUCUUUGACUACGAAUGAAAACAAUAAUCUCAAUCCAAUUGAUCAACAGUAUGAAAAAUUAAAAUGUGAAUUGAAUCCAAUCAAUAAGACAGAUGAGGUUUAUAAAUUAAUUGACGACUAUCUUCAAUCAACACACGCAGCAACACAUCAACUCUAUAAGAUGCAAAUUGAAGAUGUUUUUGAAGUUGAUAGAGAAGGCGAAAAAGAUUCAUUCAAUAAUGUCGGCAACAAAAUGCUUCUGUGGCAUGGAUCUCGCUUAACUAAUUUUGCCGGUAUCAUGAGUCAAGGUCUACGUAUCGCACCGCCCGAAGCACCUGUUACUGGUUAUAUGUUUGGCAAAGGUUUAUAUUUCGCUGAUAUGAGUAGCAAAAGUGCUAAUUAUUGUUAUCCGGAUCGAAAUAAAAAUGUGGGCCUUCUACUUCUUUCUGAAGUUGCUCUUGGCAAAUGGAAUGAAUUAUUUCAUUCUGAUAGUAAUGCACAUAAAUUACCUACAGGUUGUUCCAGUGUGAAAGCACUUGGAUCUGUUGCACCGAGUGCAAAGAAUGAAGUUAAAUUUAGUGGUGAUAUUACUGUGCCAAUGGGUCCCGGUGAAGCAGCAACAGCACACAGCGCGAAAGGCUAUUCAUUGAAUUACAAUGAAUUUAUUGUUUAUGAUGCCAAACAAGUUCGAUUACGAUAUUUAAUUAAAUUUAAAUUUUUAUUUAAAUGA
Rotaria socialis is the source of this 2130-nucleotide messenger RNA. The record is from the annotation of a GenBank genome assembly. Lineage: Eukaryota; Metazoa; Rotifera; Eurotatoria; Philodinida; Philodinidae.